AAUGCUAAACGUCGAGGCGUACAGCAGCGGAAAACAUUUUUAUUGGAUUUUCAAAGUGAAUUUUUUUAAACAGAAAAACUCAAUUUAAUUGAUACAUUUUAGUGAAUAUUUUAACGUUAAGUGGGAAAAAGGCAAAAUUUAUGCACAAAUCAAUUUGAACAUCGUGUGCAAUUUGCCUUUUUAUUUGAACAAUUUUGUUUUUUUCACAUUGCCAUCAAGGCGUAUAAGGUGAAAAAAAGAAGAUGGGCGAUUCGCUUGACGACACGUCGGAAACGCAAAAUGUUGCGAUUGUCGAUUACGGUGAAUUUGCCAAUUAUAUUUUGAAGGCAGCUACUAUUCUUUUACCAGAAGAAGAUGCAACAGCACCAGCAUUAAAUGCUGUACUCGAUGAUAAAAUCAAUCAAGAUUGCAUCAAAAAAUUUCUAUCCGAUUCACAAAUACAAGCGCUAUACAUUCAACGUACAUGCUCAAAAGAUGAUGAAAAUGAGCAAGCAUCAGAAGGUGAAGAGGAAAAAAGUUCGAUUACCUAUUCAAUCAGCAAUGAUGUGCAGUUCACAAACUCACGUGCCGCAUCGUUGGUGUGUAUCAAACGUGGUGCUGUAAUUGAAGCCGAUAAAUCGAUUCAUAGCCAAAUGCGUCUAAUCAACUUUUCGGAAGGAUCACCAUACGAAACAUUGCAUUCCUUCAUUAGUAAAUCGUUGGCACCGUAUUUCAAGAGCUAUGUAAAAGAGUCGGGUCGUGGUGAUGACGGUGAUAAAAUGGCACCAUCGGUUGAGAAAAAGAUGGCCGAAUUAGAAAUGGGUUUGUUGCAUUUGCAGCAAAACAUUGACAUUCCUGAAAUCACUUUAACAAUUAAUACGGUUGUAUUGCAAACGAUAAAAGCGUGUGCUGACGAAGGUCGUAAGGCAAAGGUAAUUGAUUUCGGUGACAAAGUGGAAGAUUCAACAUUUUUGAAUACAUUACAAAAUGGUGUCAAUCGUUGGAUAAAAGAAAUACAAAAAGUCACCAAAUUGGAUCGUGAUCCAUCGUCGGGAACGGCAAUGCAAGAGAUUUCAUUCUGGUUGAAUUUGGAGCGUGCAUUGCAUCGCAUUCAAGAGAAACGUGAAUCACCCGAAGUCGCAUUGACUCUUGACAUUUUGAAGCAUGGUAAACGGUUCCAUGCAACCGUAUCAUUUGAUACCGAUACCGGUCUGAAACAAGCUCUAGCUAUGGUUGCCGAUUACAAUCCAUUGAUGAAAGAUUUCCCAAUCAAUGAUUUACUGUCGGCUACUGAAUUGGAAAAAAUUCGGUCAGCAGUCCAAUCGACUUUUACGCAUUUACGAAAAAUGCGCAGCACCAAAUAUCCCAUUCAACGUGCAUUGCGAUUGAUCGAAGCUAUAUCACGUGAUUUAAGUCAACAGCUAUUGAAGGUGCUUGGAACUCGUCGUUUGAUGCAUAUUCCAUUCGAUGAAUUUGAACGUGUGAUGAAUCAAUGCUUCGAAAUAUUCGGUUGCUGGGAUGAUGAAUAUGAUAAACUUCAACAAUUGUUACGCGAUUUGGUGAAGAAGAAGCGCGAUGAACAUAUCAAGUCGGUUUGGCGAGUGCUACCCAAUCACAAGAAAUUGCAACAACGCAUGGAAGAAAUGCGCAAAUUCCGUAGACAACACGAACAAUUGCGUACAGUCAUUUUGCGCGUACUUCGGCCAAUGAGCAAACCAGCUAUUGAUCAUGAGCCUGGAGCAGAUGUCAAACAACCAUAUAGCUUGGAAACAGCCGAUGCCAAUGCCAUUGAAGAGGUAAAUCUGGCCUAUGAAAAUGUCAAAGAGGUCGAAUGUUUGGACAUUUCAAAAGAAGGAUGCGAUGCAUGGGAUGCGGCUGUUAAGCGUUACGAUGAAAGGAUAGACCGUGUCGAAGCCCGUAUCACAGCUCAUUUGCGUGAUCAACUUGGAACGGCCAAAAAUGCCAACGAAAUGUUCCGUAUAUUCUCGCGUUUCAAUGCCCUAUUUGUGCGUCCGCACAUUCGUGGUGCCAUCCGUGAAUAUCAAACCCAAUUGAUUCAACGUGUCAAAGACGACAUUGAAGCACUGCAUGAGAAAUUCAAAGUGCAAUAUCCUCAAAGCAAGAGUUGUCGAUUGUCUGUGGUGCGUGAUUUACCACCAGUAGCCGGUUCAAUUAUUUGGAUUCGUCAGAUUGAUAAUCAGCUCACAACGUAUUUGAAACGGGUUGAAGAUGUUUUGGGCAAAGGAUGGGAAUCUCAUAUCGAAGGACAGAAAUUGAAAGCGGAUGGCGAUAGUUUUCGGGCAAAAUUACAAACGGGCGAAGUAUUUCAAGAUUGGGCACGUAAAGUGCAAGAACGUAAUUUUGGCUAUAAUGGUGGUCGUAUCUUUGCCAUUGAUUCGGCACGAUCACGGACUGGCCGCGGAAAUAUUCUAAAGUUGAAAGUAAAUUUCCUACCCGAAAUCAUCACGCUGUACAAGGAAGUACGAAAUUUGAGAAACUUAGGAUUCAGAAUCCCAUUGGCAAUCGUGAACAAAGCACAUCAAGCAAAUCAAACCUACCCGUUCGCCGUCAGUUUGAUCGAAUCAGUUCGAGCAUAUGAGAGAACAUUGGAAAAGAUUGAAGAGAAAGCGUCGAUAGUGCCUUUGGUGGCUGGACUUCGAAAAGAUGUUCAAGCAUUGAUUGCUGAAGGUGUUGGUUUGGUGUGGGAAAGCUACAAGCUCGUACAAUACGUUCAACGUUUUUCGGAAUGUGUGAUUCAAUUCCAAGAGAAGGUUGAAGAUUUGUUGGUUGUCGAGGAACAACUGGACGUUGAUGUUCGUUCACUAGAAACAUGUCCAUAUAGUGCAGCCACAUUUGCCGAUAUUUUAUCGAAGAUUCAACAUGCCGUCGAUGAUUUGUCAUUGCGACAAUAUUCCAAUUUACAUGUAUGGGUCGCUCGUCUCGAUGAAGAGGUCGAAAAGAAAUUGGCAUCCCGAUUGCAGGCUGGUAUUGUUGCUUGGACUGAAGCUUUGACCGGCAAUAAGAAAGAUAUGGAUUUGUCUAUGGAUACGGAUGCACCGUCGGCACCAACUCACAAGCCAGGCGGUGAUCCGAAGAUUCAACAUGCCGUUCAUGAAAUCCGUAUCACAAAUCAACAAAUGUAUUUGUAUCCAUCGAUUGAAGAGGCACGGUUCCAGAUUACACAACAAUUGUUCGCAUGGGAAGCUAUUGUUACGUCACAAACUCGGCUGCAGAGCUCAAGAUAUCACGUCGGUUUGGAUAAACCCACGCAUCAAACAUACCGAACAUUGCUUAUAAAGUUGCCGACUGGGUCACAACCACUCGAAAGUGCAUAUGAAGCCAUCGAAACAAAAGUUUCGGAAGUUCGCAACUAUGUUGAUGAAUGGCUUCGAUAUCAGAGCUUAUGGGAUCUUCAAGCUGACAUUCUGUACGGUCGUCUUGGUGACGACAUCAAUUUGUGGAUCAAAUGCUUGAACGAUAUCAAAAAAUCUCGUACAACAUUCGAUACGUCAGAUACUCGUCGUGCUUAUGGUCCAAUUGUCAUUGAUUAUGCUAAAGUGCAAGCAAAGGUCACAUUGAAGUAUGAUUCGUGGCACAAAGAGGCGCUCAGCAAAUUCGGUACACUUUUGGGCAAUGAAAUGCAAUCAUUCCAUGCCAAAGUCUCGAAAUCUCGCGGUGAUCUGGAAAUGCAAAGCAUUGAAGCCGCAAGUACAUCGGAUGCAGUGGGUUUCAUAACCUAUGUGCAAUCAUUGAAAAAAGAGCGUUUGGCCUGGGAGAAACAGGUGUCAGUGUUCCAAGAGGCCGAACAAAUAUUGCAACGUCAACGUUUCCAAUUUCCAAAUAAUUGGUUGCAUGUCGAUAAUAUCGAAGGUGAAUGGUCGGCAUUCAACGAGAUAAUCAAACGCAAAGAUUCGGCCAUACAAACACAAGUGGCCAGUUUGCAAGCGAAAAUUGUUGCUGAAGAUAAAGCGGUCGAAACACGUACGGUUGAUUUCUUGAAUGAUUGGGAACACAACAAGCCAAUCGGUGGCAAGACUCGACCCGACGAGGCACUACAGCAAUUACAAUUGUUUGAAAGUAAAUUCUCGCGUUUGAAGGAAGAACGAGACAAUGUUGCCAAAGCGAAAGAAGCGCUUGAACUACAAGAAUCGGCUGUACCGAACAAUAGUUCGGAACGAAUGUCAGUGGUUUUGGAAGAAUUACAAGACUUACGUGGUGUUUGGAGUGAAUUAUCCAAAAUUUGGACACAAAUCGAUGAAACUCGCGAAAAACCAUGGCUAUCAGUUCAACCACGUAAACUACGGCAAGCACUCGAGACAAUGAUGAGUCAACUCAAAGAAUUGCCGGCUCGUUUAAGAAUGUACGAAAGUUAUGAGUACGUGAAAAAAUUGAUUCAGAGCUACAUUAAAGUGAAUAUGCUGAUCGUCGAAUUAAAAUCGGAUGCGUUGAAAGAACGCCAUUGGAAACAAUUGACCAAGCAACUUCGUGUCAAUUGGGUGCUGUCCGAAUUGACAUUGGGCCAAGUGUGGGAUGUGAAUUUACUGAAGAAUGAAAGCAUUGUAAAAGACAUCAUUUUGGUGGCACAAGGUGAAAUGGCGCUUGAAGAAUUCUUGAAACAAGUGCGCGAGUCAUGGUCAAACUAUGAAUUGGAUUUGAUCAAUUAUCAGAAUAAAUGUCGCAUCAUCAGAGGUUGGGAUGAUUUAUUCAACAAAGUUAAAGAACACAUAAAUUCAGUGGCCGCUAUGAAAUUGUCACCAUACUAUAAAGUCUUCGAAGAAGAAGCACUCACUUGGGAAGAGAAAUUGAAUCGAAUCAAUGCAUUGUUUGAUGUAUGGAUUGAUGUACAACGGCGUUGGGUUUAUUUGGAAGGCAUUUUUUCGGGUAGUGCCGACAUUAAGACAUUGUUACCGGUCGAAACCCAGCGUUUCAAUAGCAUGAGCACCGAAUUUUUGUCGUUAAUGAAAAAAGUCGCCAAAUCACCAAAAGUUAUGGACGUUUUGAACAUCGUCAACGUACAACGUCAACUCGAAAGAUUGGCCGAUUUAUUGGGAAAAAUUCAGAAGGCAUUGGGUGAAUACUUGGAACGUGAGCGUACAUCAUUCCCUCGUUUCUAUUUCGUUGGUGACGAAGAUCUUUUGGAAAUUAUUGGCAACAGCAAAAAUGUGGCCCGAUUGCAAAAACAUUUCAAAAAAAUGUUUGCCGGCGUUGCAACAAUCAUUUUAAAUGAAGACAAUACAAUUGUACUGGGCAUUGCAUCGCGUGAAGGUGAAGAAGUGCAAUUUAUUCGACCCGUUUCAAUUGUCGAUCAUCCAAAGAUCAACGAAUGGUUAACAUUGGUGGAAAAGGAAAUGCGAUUCAGUUUGGCAUCGUAUCUCGCUCAAGCCGUACAAGACAUAAAACAAUUCAAAGAAGGUGACAUAGACCAAGAAAAAUACAUGGACUGGUGUGAUAAGUAUCAAGCGCAAAUUGUCGUUUUGGCCGCACAAAUUUUAUGGUCGGAAGAUGUUGAGGCAGCAUUACAGCAAGGCGGUGAUACUGCUCCCGCCAAAAAUCCAUUGCAUCGUGUUUUGGCCACAGUGGAAAAAACAUUGACCAUUCUUGCUGAUUCGGUUUUGAUGGAGCAACCACCACUUCGUCGAAGAAAAUUGGAGCAUUUGAUCAACGAAUUCGUACACAAACGUACAGUGACACGUCGUUUACUGGCCAACAAUGUAGCGAGCAACAAAUCGUUUGAAUGGCUUUGUGAGAUGCGAUUCUACUUUGAUCCACGUCAAAGCGAGGUCUUGCAACAGUUAACAAUUCACAUGGCAAACGCACGUUUCUUCUAUGGUUUUGAAUAUUUGGGUGUGCAAGAUCGUCUAGUACAGACACCAUUGACAGAUCGAUGCUAUUUGACAAUGACACAAGCCCUUGAAUCUCGUUUGGGUGGUUCACCAUUCGGACCGGCUGGAACCGGAAAAACGGAAUCAGUCAAAGCUCUUGGUCAUCAAUUGGGACGGUUUGUGCUCGUCUUCAAUUGCGAUGAAACAUUCGAUUUUCAAGCAAUGGGCCGAAUUUUUGUCGGUCUAUGUCAAGUUGGUGCAUGGGGUUGUUUCGAUGAAUUCAAUCGUUUGGAAGAACGUAUGUUGUCAGCUGUGUCACAGCAAAUCCAAACCAUUCAAGAAGCUCUCAAACAAUUCCAAGAUGAUAACAAAGACACACAAAGUUUAAGCGUUGAAUUGGUUGGCAAACAAGUGCGUGUAUCAACCGAUAUGGCAAUUUUCAUAACGAUGAAUCCAGGUUAUGCUGGCCGUAGCAAUUUGCCGGAUAAUUUGAAAAAAUUAUUCCGUUCAUUGGCAAUGACAACGCCAGAUCGUCAACUUAUCGCCGAAGUUAUGUUGUUCAGUCAAGGUUUCCGCACGGCUGAAAAAUUGGCAUGCAAAAUCGUGCCAUUCUUUAAACUAUGCGAUGAACAACUGUCGAAUCAAUCGCAUUACGAUUUUGGUUUGCGUGCAUUGAAAUCGGUACUCGUGUCGGCUGGUAAUGUUAAACGUGACCGUAUUAUGCGAAUCAAGGAAACGAAGCAAAAUCAAGGUGAAAUCAAUAUCGAUGAGGCACAUAUUGCUGAAAAUCUACCAGAACAAGAGAUCCUUAUUCAAUCGGUGUGCGAAACAUUGGUGCCAAAACUUGUGGCCGAGGACAUCCCAUUGUUAUUCUCAUUGCUCAGUGAUGUUUUCCCAAAUGUGAGCUACACUCGCGCAGAAAUGACCGGACUCAAAGAGGAAAUUCGCAAAGUUUGCGCCGAAGAGUAUUUGGUGUGCGGUGAAGGUGAUGAGCAAGGCACACACUGGAUGGAAAAGGCCUUUGGAGAGACAUGGGUGUCCAAAGUGCUGCAACUAUACCAAAUCUCAAACUUAAAUCAUGGCUUAAUGAUGGUUGGUCCCUCUGGAUCUGGAAAGAGCAUGGCGUGGCGUGUAUUGUUAAAAGCAUUAGAACGUUUUGAGGGUAUCGAAGGUGUCGCGCAUGUCAUCGAUCCGAAAGCAAUUUCAAAAGAAGCUCUGUAUGGUGUUCUUGAUCCAAAUACACGUGAAUGGACGGACGGUUUGUUUACGCAUAUUUUGCGUAAAAUUAUUGACAAUGUACGUGGUGAAAUCAACAAACGUCAAUGGAUCAUUUUCGAUGGUGACGUUGAUCCGGAAUGGGUUGAAAAUUUGAAUUCCGUUCUUGAUGAUAAUAAAUUGCUCACCCUACCGAAUGGUGAACGUUUAUCGUUGCCGCCAAAUGUACGUGUUAUGUUUGAAGUGCAAGACUUGAGAUUCGCUACAUUGGCCACUGUAUCACGUUGUGGUAUGGUAUGGUUCUCGGAAGAUGUUCUCUCAACGGAAAUGAUAUUUGAAAAUUAUUUGGCUCGUUUGCGUAAUAUCCCACUGGAAGAUGCCGAUGAAGAUUUUAUUGCUACCAAUAACAAAGCGGCUGGAAAAGAAGAUGAAAUCUCACCAUGUAUUUCGACUCAACGUGAAAUCGCUUCAUUGAUGCAACCAUACUUUGGUGCUGAUGGUUUGGUGGUUCGUUGCUUGGAAUAUGCCAUGAAUCAAGAGCACAUUAUGGAUUUCACACGUCUGCGUGCACUCAGCUCGCUAUUUUCAAUGCUAAACAAAUUCACACGUAACGUUCUGGUUUACAAUCAACAACAUUCCGAUUUUCCAAUUUCUACCGAUCAACUCGAGCAAUAUGUUCAAAAGGGAUUAAUUUAUUCGUUGCUUUGGUCAUUUGCUGGAGAUGCCAAAUUAAAAGUUCGCAGUGAUUUGGGUGAUUUCAUUCGUAGCGUUACAACGAUUGCAUUGCCAAAUAAUACCGGCGCUCCGAUUAUCGAUUACGAAGUGAAUAUGUCCGGUGAAUGGGUUCCAUGGUCGAAUAAAGUGCCAGUCAUCGAAGUUGAAACACACAAAGUUGCCGCACCAGAUGUGGUCGUACCCACACUUGAUACAGUUCGUCACGAAUCGCUUCUGUAUACUUGGUUGGCUGAACAUAAACCAUUGGUUCUUUGUGGUCCACCUGGUAGCGGUAAAACGAUGACUCUGUUUUCGGCUUUACGUGCUCUGCCCGAUAUGGAAGUCGUAGGUUUGAAUUUCUCAUCGGCCACAACGCCAGAGCUGUUGUUGAAAACAUUCGAUCAUUAUUGUGAAUAUCGUAAGACACCAAACGGUGUUGUAUUGGCUCCAGUACAAAUUGGCAAAUGGCUCGUUCUAUUCUGCGACGAAAUCAAUUUACCCGAUAUGGAUACAUACGGUACACAGCGUGUCAUUUCAUUCUUGCGUCAAUUGGUCGAACACAAAGGAUUCUAUCGUGCAAACGAUCAAGCCUGGGUCAGCUUGGAGCGUAUUCAAUUUGUUGGCGCUUGUAAUCCACCGACCGAUCCUGGUCGUAAGGCAUUAAGUCAUCGUUUCUUGCGUCAUGUUCCAGUCAUCUAUGUCGAUUAUCCUGGAGAAACGUCACUAAAGCAAAUUUAUUCCACAUUCACACGAGCAAUGUUACGUUUAUUGCCAGCACUUCGUGGCUAUGCUGAACCAUUAACAAAUGCAAUGGUUGAAUUCUAUUUGAUCUCUCAGGAUCGUUUUACCCAAGAUAUGCAACCGCAUUACGUGUACUCACCGCGUGAAAUGACUCGUUGGGUGCGUGGUAUAUGCGAAGCAAUUCGACCGUUGGAUAGUUUACCAGUUGAAGGAUUGGUACGUCUUUGGGCCCAUGAAGCGUUACGUUUGUUCCAAGAUCGUUUAGUUGAUGACACCGAAAGACGUUGGACCAACGAAAACAUUGACAUUGUUGCAACAAAACAUUUCCCAAGUGUUGAUUGCGAAAAAUCACUUGCACGACCAAUUUUGUACAGUAAUUGGUUAUCAAAAGACUAUGUACCGGUUAAACGUGAUGAGUUGAGGGACUAUGUAAGGGCUCGAUUGAAAAUAUUCUACGAAGAAGAAUUGGAUGUGCCACUUGUUCUGUUCGACGAAGUGUUGGAGCAUGUAUUGCGUAUCGAUCGUAUUUUCCGUCAACCACAAGGCCAUUUGCUAUUGAUUGGUGUCAGUGGUGCCGGUAAAACAACAUUGUCACGAUUUGUUGCAUGGAUGAAUGGACUUUCCAUUUUCCAAAUUAAGGUCCAUAACAAAUACACGAGUGAAGAUUUCGACGAAGAUUUGCGAUCCGUUUUACGUCGAUCUGGUUGCAAAGGUGAAAAGAUUGCAUUCAUUUUGGAUGAAUCAAAUGUGCUCGACUCUGGUUUCUUGGAACGUAUGAACACAUUGUUGGCAAACGGUGAAGUACCCGGUUUAUUUGAAGGCGAUGAAUAUGCUGCGCUGAUGACACAAUGCAAAGAGGGUGCACAACGUGAUGGCUUAAUGUUAGACUCAAGCGACGAACUUUAUAAAUGGUUCACACAACAAGUAAUGUCAAAUUUGCAUGUUGUCUUCACAAUGAACCCGAGUGAGAAUGGUCUCAAAGACCGGGCUGCCACGUCGCCCGCCUUGUUCAAUCGUUGUGUAUUGAAUUGGUUUGGUGAUUGGUCCGAUUCGGCAUUGUUCCAAGUUGGACGUGAAUUUACAAUUCGAGUUGAUUUGGAAAAACCACAAUGGAAAUCACCCGAUUUCUUCCCUGUUUGUAAUCCAUUGUUACCAACAACACCAUCACAUCGUGAUGCAGUCAUCAAUGCUUGUGUUUACGUUCAUCAAACACUUCACAAAGCAAAUGCUCGGCUUGCAAAACGCGGUGGACGCACUAUGGCCAUUACACCAAGACACUAUCUUGAUUUCAUUCAUCAUUUUGUAAAAUUGUACUCGGAGAAACGAAGCGAUUUGGAGGAGCAACAAUUGCAUUUGAAUGUUGGUCUCAAUAAAAUCGCUGAAACUGUCGAACAAGUUGAAGAAAUGCAAAAAUCAUUGGCCGUUAAAUCGCAAGAGCUUCAAGCUAAGAAUGAGGCUGCCAACGCUAAGCUCAAACAAAUGUUCAAGGAUCAACAAGAAGCCGAAAAGAAAAAGGUCCAAUCCCAAGACAUACAAUUGAAAUUGGCCGAUCAAACCGUUAAAAUCGAAGAGAAACGCAAAUUCGUUAUGGCCGAUUUGGCUCAAGUAGAACCAGCCGUUUUAGAUGCACAACAAGCUGUCAGUGGCAUUAAGAAAAAGCAAUUGUCCGAGGUCAGAUCGAUGGCAAAUCCACCGGCCAUCGUAAAAGUGGCCUUAGAAUCGAUUUGUUUGCUGUUGGACGUUACCGGUGACAAUGAAAUCAUACCCGAUUGGAAAACAAUUCGUUCCAUUCUCAAUAAAGACAGUUUCAUUCCAUCGAUUAUUAACUUCGACACCGCAUCAAUCACUGAUGAUGUUCGUGAUAAAAUGAAGACUCGCUACUUGAGCAAUCCCGACUACAAUUUCGAGAAAGUGAAUCGUGCCAGUAUGGCCUGUGGUCCUAUGGUUAAAUGGGCUAUCGCUCAGAUUGAAUAUGCCGAUAUGUUGAAACGUGUCGAACCAUUGCGUGAUGAAUUGCAAUCACUCGAAGACCAGGCCGCAUUAAAUAUGAAGAAUGCUCAAGAUACAAAAGAUUUGAUCACACAACUGGAACAAAGUAUUGCCGCAUACAAAGAAGAAUAUGCACAAUUGAUUUCCCAAGCGCAAGCAAUUAAGACCGAUUUGGAAAAUGUUCAAGCCAAGGUGGAUCGUUCAAUUGCAUUGUUGAAGAGUUUGAAUAUCGAACGUGAACGAUGGGAAGCAACAAGUGAAACAUUCCGAUCACAAAUGUCCACGAUUGUCGGUGAUGUAUUGCUGUCGGCUGCAUUCAUUGCUUAUGGCGGUUACUUUGACCAACACUAUCGAAGCAAUUUGUUCUCUACAUGGUGUCAACAUUUACAAGCGGCUCACAUUCAAUAUCGUGCCGAUAUUGCGCGUACCGAAUAUCUAUCGAAUCCGGAUGAACGAUUGCGUUGGCAAGCGAACGCAUUGCCCACCGAUGAUUUAUGUACGGAAAAUGCAAUUAUGUUGAAGCGAUUCAAUCGUUAUCCGCUCAUCAUCGAUCCAUCGGGACAAGCCACUGAGUUCAUCAUGAAUGAAUAUGCUGGUAAAAAGAUAACCAAAACCAGUUUCUUGGACGAUUCGUUCCGUAAAAAUUUGGAAUCAGCGUUGCGUUUUGGUAAUCCACUUUUGGUGCAAGACGUUGAAAAUUACGAUCCAAUUUUGAAUCCGGUGCUCAAUCGUGAAUUGCGACGCACUGGUGGUCGUGUAUUGAUCACACUUGGUGAUCAAGAUAUUGAUUUGUCACCGUCAUUCUCGAUCUUCCUUUCAACACGGGAUCCAAGCGUUGAAUUUGAUCCAUCAAUUUGUUCCCGUGUUACAUUCGUCAAUUUCACCGUCACCCGUAGUUCUUUGCAGAGUCAAUGCUUGAAUCAAGUACUGAAGGCCGAACGUCCUGAUAUCGAUGAAAAACGUUCGGAUUUAUUGAAAUUACAAGGCGAAUUCCAUUUGCGAUUGCGUCAAUUGGAGAAACAAUUAUUGCAAGCGCUCAACGAUGCAAAGGGUAAGAUUCUUGAUGAUGAUAGUGUGAUCACAACACUUGAAACACUGAAAAAAGAAGCUGCUGAUAUUGGACAAAAGGUUGAAGAGACGGAUAAAGUUAUUGCCGAAAUUGAAACAGUUUCACAUCAGUAUUUGCCAUUGUCAACGGCAUGCAGUAACAUUUACUUCACGAUGGAUAGUUUGAAUCAGAUACAUUUCUUGUAUCAAUAUUCGUUGCGAAUGUUCUUGGAUAUGUUCAGUACGGUAUUGUCACGUGAAAAUCCAGCACUCAGUGGCAAAACUGACUAUGGUCAACGUUUGAAAAUCAUCACAACCGAUUUAUUCUCCGUUGUAUAUGAUCGUGUUGCGCGUGGAAUGUUGCAUGCAGAUCGUUUGACAUUUGCAAUUCUAUUGUGUCGAAUUCAUUUGAAAGGAACGUCCGAACAAAAUCUUGAUGCUGAAUUUAACUUUUUCUUGCGAAAUCGCGAAGGACUCAUUUCAAAUACACAAAAUAUUGACGGAUUCACGUAUGAACAAAUCGAAAGUGCAAAUCGUUUAGCCACUCGAUUGCCAACCUUCAAGAAACUCAUUGAGAAAAUUAAAUCGAUGCCCGAAUUUUCGGCAUGGCUGAAUCAAGGUUCGCCAGAACAACAAGUACCACAGCUAUGGGAUGAAUCAAAAGCAUUGUCACCAAUUGUGGCUGCAAUGCAUCAAUUGCUAUUGAUUCAAGCGUUCCGUCCGGAUCGUGUAAUUGCCGCCGGUCAAUUGUUUGUGUCAACUGUUUUGGGUGCCGAAUUUAUGCCGUUGGCCGAAAAAGAAUUGGAUUUCGCUGCUUGCGUCGAAAAACAAUUGACAUCAAAUUCACCGGCAUUGUUGUGUUCAGUACCCGGUUUUGAUGCAUCUGGUCGUGUGGAUGAUUUGGCGGCCGAAUUGAAUAAGCAAAUUUCAUCGAUUGCCAUCGGUUCGGCUGAAGGUUUCAAUCAAGCCGAACGUGUCAUUAAUCAAGCAUGCAAAUCGGGUAAAUGGGUUCUAUUGAAGAACGUACAUUUGGCACCACAAUGGCUGAUCCAAUUGGAAAAGAAAUUACAUUCAUUACAACCACAUGCUGGAUUCCGUUUGUUCUUGACAAUGGAAAUAAGUCCACGUGUACCAGUCAAUUUACUGCGUGCCGGUCGUAUAUUCGUCUAUGAACCACCGCCAGGUAUUCGUGCCAAUUUGUUGCGUACAUUCUCAACAGUACCGGUGGCCCGUAUGAUGAAGCCGCCAAGUGAACGUGCCCGAUUGUACUUCUUGUUGGCAUGGUUCCAUGCAAUUAUUCAAGAGAGAUUACGUUAUGUCCCAUUGGGAUGGGCCAAAAAGUACGAAUUCAACGAAUCAGAUUUGCGUGUUGCAAUCGAUACACUCGACACUUGGAUCGAUCAAACUGCAAUGAAUCGUGCCAAUUUGCCUCCAGAGAAAAUCCCUUGGGAUGCCAUCGUUACGUUGUUAUCGCAAAGUAUUUAUGGUGGUAAAAUUGAUAAUGAUUUCGAUCAACGUUUGUUGGCAUCAUUCUUGAGUAAACUCUUCACAGCGCACAGUUUUGAAACCGAUUUUGCGUUAGUCGGUAAUGUUGAAGGUCAACGAAAUAUUACAAUGCCAGACGGUACACGACGUGAUCAAUUCUUGAAAUGGAUUGAGAAUCUAAGCGAUCGUCAAACACCAUCAUGGCUUGGUUUGCCAAACAAUGCUGAGAAAGUGUUGCUAACAACACAUGGAACUGAUUUGGUCAGUAAAUUGUUGAAGAUGCAACAAUUGGAAGAUGACGAUGAAUUGGCUUACAAUCCAGAAGAAGGAGCCGUCGAUGCAUCAUUGCAAACAAUUCAAGAAGAUGGACGUCCAUCGUGGAUGAAAACGUUGCACAACAGUGCUACAGCAUGGCUCGAAUUGCUUCCAAAAUCGUUGCCAACACUCAGACGAACUGUUGAAAACAUAAAAGAUCCGUUGUAUCGGUACUUUGAACGUGAAGUUACAUCGGGUGCCAAACUUUUGAUCACCGUCAUCAGUGACUUACAAGAUGUCGUAUUGAUUUGUCAAGGCGAAAAGAAACAAACCAAUCAUCAUCGUACAAUGCUAUCGGAACUGGUAAAAGGUAUUAUUCCAAGCGGAUGGCGUAAAUAUACUGUGCCUGCCGGUUGCACGGUCAUUCAAUGGAUCACCGAUUUUGCGAAUCGUGUACGUCAGCUGCAAAAGGUAUCCGAGCUAGUAUCGCAAGCUGGUGCCAAGGAACUACAAGGGUUCCCAGUAUGGCUGGGCGGUUUACUCAAUCCCGAAGCUUACAUCACUGCAACACGGCAAUGUGUUGCCCAAGCAAACAGUUGGUCACUCGAAGAGUUGGCCCUUGAUGUAACCAUCACCGAAGGAGGUAGCGGUGGUAACCAGAAAGAUAGUUGCUUCGGUGUCACUGGAUUGAAAUUGCAAGGAGCCACAUGCAAAAAUAAUCAACUUUUGUUGAAUACGGCAAUCAUGACCGAUCUGCCAUUGACACUAUUGAAAUGGGUCAAGGUUGGUUCAGCCGAACAUCGUACUGGAAAAUUGAAUUUACCGGUCUACUUGAAUUCAACACGUGCAGAGCUACUAUUUACCGUUGAGUUGGCUGUUGCACCCGGACAAAGUCCACACAGUUUCUACGAACGUGGUGUUGCUGUACUCACAUCAACAGCACUUAAUUAAAUUCAUCUAUCGCAUCAAAUUAUUUGACGAAAAAAAAACAUAGCAAAAAAUAAACUAAACUAAUUUAUCCCUGGUAAAAUCAAAUAAAAAUUUUGUACGCAAAAAACUGAAUGCCAAACAUUGUUUGAGAUAAUAAUAGAACAUUUGCUAUUUAUUUGUUAGAAUACAAAAUAUACUCAAUUCAUUAUAAAGCAAUUUAAA
This is a messenger RNA of Contarinia nasturtii (swede midge), 14399 nucleotides long. It is a transcript of the gene Dhc64C, whose product is annotated as dynein heavy chain, cytoplasmic. Gene Ontology annotation, cellular component: dynein complex. The record is from RefSeq and is a predicted model, not a curated record. Gene Ontology annotation, molecular function: ATP binding; dynein intermediate chain binding; dynein light intermediate chain binding. The coding region runs from base 243 to 14198 and encodes 4651 amino acids. Gene Ontology annotation, biological process: microtubule-based movement. The transcript has 32 exons. Lineage: Eukaryota; Metazoa; Arthropoda; Insecta; Diptera; Cecidomyiidae.